Molecule: messenger RNA, 264 nt
Organism: Callithrix jacchus (white-tufted-ear marmoset)
Lineage: Eukaryota; Metazoa; Chordata; Mammalia; Primates; Cebidae
Source: RefSeq, a predicted model, not a curated record
AUGCCCAACUACCAGGUGGCGUUGUUUGAGAACGAGCCGGCGGGCACCCCCCUCCUCCAGCUUCACGCGCACUACGCCAUCGAGGGCGAGGAGGAGCGCGUGAGCUAUUACAUGGAGUGGCUGUUCCACGAGCGCUCCCGCAGCUACUUCCACAUCGGCUCUGCCACGGGCGCGGUGAGCACGGCCCGCGAGCUGGACCGCGAGACCAAGGAGACCCACGUGCUCAGGGUAAAAGCCGUGGACUACAGCACGUUGCCGCGCUAG